Peromyscus californicus insignis is the source of this 1104-nucleotide messenger RNA. RefSeq names its product golgi associated RAB2 interactor 5A (gene Garin5a). Lineage: Eukaryota; Metazoa; Chordata; Mammalia; Rodentia; Cricetidae. The coding region runs from base 186 to 914 and encodes 242 amino acids. The record is from RefSeq and is a predicted model, not a curated record. The transcript is spliced from 4 exons. Gene Ontology annotation, cellular component: nucleus.
AGAGCGGCCGCGUCCGUGACGUCAUCGAACGCUAGGCGUUUAUUGUGAUGUCACAGGCGCUAGCCCCGCCCCCUAGCUCUCCGGUUUGGCUCCACCCUGCGUUCCCACCCGGGGCCGGGGCGUGGCGAUGAAGGGCGGGCGCGAUCUUAAGCCUGUCCGGGGUGGAGCUGGUGAGGCCGGUUCAGAUGGGAUGGCAGGUGAGAGGAGGCUCCCAGCGCGGAGGGGUUGGCCCUGGUGAGGGAGCCCGGGAAGGCAUGGGACCGGCAAUGCGGAGGCCGCUGCCUCGCGUGCGUCCCCUGUCGGGGGAGUCGUACCUGGCCUCCUGGGGUGGAUGCCAGCCCUUCGCCCCUGCAGACCGCCCCGUGGUUCCCGCCUACGCCCCGUGCCGCCCUGGGCGCCUCCAGCGCCACCUCCUGAGCGGCGAGUUCGACCAGCUGCGCGACUUCCCCAUCUUUGAGAGCAACUUCGUGCAGGUGACCCGGUUUGGAGAAGUCGCCAACAAGGUCACCAUGGGGGUGGCAGCCUCUAGUCCAGCCCUGGAACUGCCAGACCUGCUGCUGCUGGCUGGCCCUGACAAGGAGAGUGGACGCCUGCAGCUCCUCGGGCUGUUCCCCUUGCAGUUCGUGCAGCUCUUCGUGCAUGAUGAGAGCCGCCACCAGCUCAAGGUCAAGUUCCGCACUGGUCGUGCCUUCUACCUGCAGCUGCGCGCAUCUGCAGAGACCCGCGACCGCGAGUUCGGCCGCUGGGUGCGUCUGCUCUACCGCCUGCGCUUCCACUCGCCCGCCAGCGCCGUACCCUUCACACACGAGGACACUGCGCCGGAGGAGGACGAGGAGGAGGAGGAGGAGGAGGGCGAGCAGGGACAGUUGCAGCCCCCGGAGGUGAGGGCGGGGCCACGAGCCCAGGGAUGUUAGGCCAGGAAGGAUGGAGAGGGACCAGCGUCAAGCCAUAGAGGCCAGACUGGACCCGCAGGUCUCAGAACUCUGGGGGCUCUGAUUCGGACAAGAUCCUUCCAGAUCGCCAAAGGACCGGAGAUCAAGCCAGCUCAGCUCAGAGCCAGAGAUGGAUUUUAAAGUUAAUAAAGAUCGGGCUCUUAAAAACCAA